Molecule: messenger RNA, 736 nt
Organism: Contarinia nasturtii (swede midge)
Lineage: Eukaryota; Metazoa; Arthropoda; Insecta; Diptera; Cecidomyiidae
Product: thymocyte nuclear protein 1-like
Exons: 2
Coding region: 219-647 (142 amino acids)
Cellular component (GO): nucleus
Source: RefSeq, a predicted model, not a curated record
AAUUUACAGUGACUCCAUCUGUUAAGCAACUAUAGCAUCUGUGGUUUUGAUGUGCAACAUAUCCCGCCAUGCUAAAUAAACGGCUGAUUGGAAAAAUAAACGCAAAUCAAAUGACAGCCAAACGAGUUCUUCGGAAGAAAUUUGUUUUAGUUUUCCAAAGUGAUCUUUGUUAUAAGUAAAUUCGACACAACGUUUCGUUCAGCAUUGAAGAAACAAAAAUGGCAAAAGAAAUUCCGUCACAAUAUUGGCUGUUGAAAGUUGAACCGAGCGAUUAUCCAUUUUCAAAAAUGAAAGACGACGGCAAAACAACCUGGAAUGGAAUUCACAACCAUCAAGCACAGAACUAUUUAAAAUCGAUGAAAUGUGGUGAUUUGGCAUUCUACUACCAUACCGAAAAGGAGAAAGCAAUUGUUGGCAUUGUGAAAAUUGUUAAGGAAUUUUAUCAUAAUACCGACCCAAAAUUUGGCGAAGUUGACGUCGAAUACGUUCGUCCGCUUGAAUAUCCGGUUACAUUGAAAAUGCUUAAGGAAUCGACAGAUCUACAGUCACUUACCAUUUUGAAACAGCCACGACUAUCAGUUUCAUCAAUAACAUCACAACAAUGGGAUGUCAUCAUAGAAUUAAGCAAUGAGAAACCAAUAGAAUAAAUUGAAAAAUUUAAUAAAAGAAAAAAACUGUAAAAUCUAAACUGAAACUAUUAUGAGAAUUCAUGUAAAAUAAAAUACCCCGUUUCUAA